This is a messenger RNA of Folsomia candida, 1111 nucleotides long. RefSeq lists its product as uncharacterized. The transcript has 5 exons. Lineage: Eukaryota; Metazoa; Arthropoda; Collembola; Entomobryomorpha; Isotomidae. The record is from RefSeq and is a predicted model, not a curated record. Bases 162 to 1025 code for a protein of 287 amino acids.
AUCAGUUGUCAGUCAAUUGCUGAUUCUACGUCGUUGACGGUUGGAUGGACUUGCUGUCCGUUGAACAUUGUUUAUUCAUUGUUUAACUUAAAUUCUAGUUCGGCAAUUAACUAACGAUAAGAUAAAUACCAGAUUUUCAAGCGGAUUUGAUCCUCAUCACAAUGGAAGCUCUAAUUAGCAAGCAUUUGGACCAUUUGGGCUUUGUGGACUCGACAAUCCAAAUGGCGGACGCGACCCAUCCCACGACGAGGGUUAAUCCCCACUUUUUGCGGAUCGAAAGGGUGCAGAAUCCUAAGUGGAGUGCCCUCCUCAUCAAGACGCAGGUUUGCCGAAGCUAUCCCAGAUGGGCAAACGUUGGAUUGGUUCCAACCGUGAAGCCGUUUACAAUUUAUCUCGGCGUACUUCUCGACCGAACCAACCCGGCUAAUAAACGGGUUCUGAUCAUUGACACGACAAACGCCCACUUUUACGAGGACGCUGCCACCAUUCCACCCGAGUCGCGGAUCUUUGCCGACGUGGGAGAAGAAAUUGUGAAGAACAUCCGUUACGCGGUGAGAUGCAAAUGUGCAUCUGUGGCUGGAUGCACCUGCGGGGACGGGUGGACUGUUGAAUUUCUCCGAUGCAAGGAGUUCAGGAAGAGGGAAGACGUCCCUUACAUGGCAAUGGUGGACGAAUUGGCUUCAGGAGGCUGGCUAAACACCGUCUUUUACCACUACAUUAGCGAAUUCAUGAAAGGGGCGACGAUCACCUCGUUUGGCAAAGAGGACAAGACCCAGCCAACUUAUUGGACUAAUGAGCUGUUUGAAGCCUCCAAGGAGAUGGUGAUAACCGAUGUAUUGUAUGAGAUGGGGUUCGGUGAUAUUGACCCAGCCCUGAAAUGUGGAGCUUGUUUUAAGGAGGAUGUAUUCAAGGAGGGAAUUCUGAAACGAUGUGCGAGAUGCAAAGUCGUCCGAUACUGCUCAGAAAAGUGUCAAAAGGAUGACUGGCCAGAGCACAAGAAAGUUUGUGUGGAGUCCCCUCGCUGAAAUUAGCGUUGACUUUAUCAACCUGGUUUUACAAAUCGGACCGUUACGACCACUCAAUCCAACCUACUUCAAAAAUGACAUAACGA